Molecule: messenger RNA, 1091 nt
Organism: Drosophila willistoni
Lineage: Eukaryota; Metazoa; Arthropoda; Insecta; Diptera; Drosophilidae
Product: palmitoyltransferase ZDHHC3
Exons: 4
Coding region: 175-1050 (291 amino acids)
Biological process (GO): protein targeting to membrane; peptidyl-L-cysteine S-palmitoylation
Cellular component (GO): endoplasmic reticulum; Golgi apparatus
Molecular function (GO): protein-cysteine S-palmitoyltransferase activity
Source: RefSeq, a predicted model, not a curated record
UUUAGGUGAAUGGCAAAUACUUUGGUUUAUUUUAUGUUCCCUUUUUUUAUCAAUUGGCCGAGAACUUUUUUGUUGUUUUCACUGGUAGUUGGUGGCGCUUAUCUGGUAAUUGAAGUCCAUCAUUUCAAUGUGUCAUUAUAGCCAACUUGGAGCGGAGCAGCAGUGAAUUGCAAUAUGAAUAAUUACACAUAUUCGGCACUGGCCGGCGGUGGCACCGUGGAUCAGCAUAAUUUCAAGAAUUGUUGUGGCCAUCGGGCCUGGUGUGUCAAGGACAUAUGCGGCAUAUUCUGUGUUAUCAUGACAUGGCUUCUCAUAUUGUUUGCCGAAUUCGUGGUCAUGCGUUUGAUACUGAUGCCCAGCAAUUAUACGGUAUUCAGUACGAUCAAUAUGAUUAUAUUUCAGGCCUUGGCCUUUUUGGCCUUUGCCUCCCACAUACGCACCAUGCUCUCGGAUCCGGGAGCUGUUCCUCGGGGUAAUGCCACCAAAGAGAUGAUUGAACAAAUGGGCUAUCGUGAGGGUCAAAUGUUUUACAAAUGCCCUAAAUGUUGUAGCAUUAAGCCAGAUCGGGCCCAUCAUUGCUCGGUGUGUCAGCGUUGCAUACGCAAAAUGGACCAUCAUUGCCCAUGGGUUAACAAUUGUGUGGGCGAGAAUAAUCAAAAGUAUUUUGUACUCUUCACGUUUUACAUUGCCUCCAUUUCGCUGCAUACACUCUUCUUGGUUCUAACACAGUUCGCCGAAUGCGUUAAGAACGAUUGGCGCACCUGCUCUCCGUACUCACCGCCGGCCACCAUAUUUCUCUUGCUAUUUCUCACCUUUGAGGGUCUAAUGUUUGGCAUUUUCACUAUUAUAAUGCUGGCCACUCAACUAACAGCCAUUUUCAAUGAUCAAACUGGAAUCGAACAAUUAAAGAAAGAGGAAGCCCGUUGGGCCAAGAAGUCGCGUCUUAAGAGCAUACAAUCGGUAUUUGGACGUUUCUCUUUGGCUUGGUUCUCACCGUUCACGAAGCCAACUUGUCGCACAAAGUUUAGCACACAUUUCUAUUCGGUUUGAAGUAUCUUGGCUUAAAUAAAAACGAACAAUAUUAAAACGUA